Molecule: messenger RNA, 598 nt
Organism: Manduca sexta (tobacco hornworm)
Lineage: Eukaryota; Metazoa; Arthropoda; Insecta; Lepidoptera; Sphingidae
Exons: 2
Coding region: 94-369 (91 amino acids)
Source: RefSeq, a predicted model, not a curated record
AGGCAUGUAUAUUUGACACCGGGGACACAAGCCUCUACUAUAUCAAUCGACAAAUAAACAGAAUCCGUUAGUGGUAAACUGUAUUCGACCACAAUGUCUCGUGUUUGCAUGUUGUUCUUUUGCAUCGUGUUUGUAUACGCGAGUGGCAAUUUGAUAAGGGACGGAGUUGAUGACCCGUCAGUGACAACAAAGGAAAUUGUUGUGCCUAAAGAUGUCGAAGAUCUAGACCCGAUUCCUGUUGUGGAACCGCAGAUUGAAACUACGACGAAGAAAUGUGGUGAAAUUGGCGAAUUUUGCACGUACCACACACAAUGCUGCAGCAACGCUUGCCUCGGCUACAUGCGGAGAUGCGUGUCUGGCUCCGGAUAGAAAACACUUAUUUCUUAUUACUUUUUAGUUAAAAAAAAAACAUUAUUUAUUAAUUUUACGAAUUGGAUGUAUCGGAUGGUCCAUGUGUGUCAAGUCAGGCGGGUUCGCGGCGAACUCCAUGAUCUCUUUCAUAGCACCUUCGGAAAUUCUCCAUAGUUCUGGAUAGUCCCUUUUGAAAUCAUUGUACCAUUUGUGUAUCUGGAAAAGAAAUAAAAAUAUAUUUUUAAAA